This is a messenger RNA of Gamsiella multidivaricata, 1271 nucleotides long. RefSeq lists its product as uncharacterized. Bases 291 to 1067 code for a protein of 258 amino acids. The transcript has a single exon. NCBI's taxonomy places the organism in Eukaryota, Fungi, Mortierellomycota, Mortierellomycetes, Mortierellales, Mortierellaceae. The record is from RefSeq and is a predicted model, not a curated record.
GGCACGGUGCUUUUGGAAUUGUAGUGGAUACUAGACUACCCAUUUUGGAAGGAAGUAUUGGGAACUAGACUAGUCCAGUAUGCACCACCAUGGGCUGCUCAGGUGAGCAUCACACGCAUUCGAGAACACGAAAAUCGAAGGCGUCCAUAAAAGGAAGGGCGUAAUUUUCUCGUUACCGGGGAUUGAAUGAGACACCCCGACGGGCUUUCGAGUUUCGACGACCUUCCAGCGCGGUCAAGAACACCACAUGAUGCUGCUGCGGCGAUCCUUAUUUAUUUUUAGGUUUCAGAAUGCAUCCGCACCUCUUUCCAUUUUGGACUUCGCGCCCCUGCCCGACUUCAGCCAUCCGUGCACCAGGGAUGGCCCAGAAAAAGUAUUUAUACUUCUCGCAACUCCCUUCUCUCCUCCCCAUCACACCUCAACACAUCCCAAAGCACAACCAGCCCCUCAAGCAACCAAGCACAGACAACUUCCCCUAUACUAUGAGCCAGACAGUCGCCAACAACGCCAGCUCCACCGUCAACGACCACCGUCUCUCCAUCCAGUUCGACCAUGAUGCCGACGACCGUGGCCGUGACCAUGUCGUCCACCCUAUAUCCGAGUCCCAGCCCAAGAUGAACGGCAUCAUUCCCUUGACCAAGACUAACACCACCAUUCCCUUGAUCAAGACCAACACCACCAUUCCCUUGACCAAGACCAACACCACCAUUCCCUUGACCAAGACCAACACCACCGAUUCCUCCAAAAGCCGCCGUUCAACCCUGGCGGCCUUUGCAGAACGCUUCCGCUCCCGAUCUCGCUCUCACUCCCGUUCACGAUCCCGAUCUAAGGGCCCCUCCCGCAACAGCCUGGAUGCAAGUGACGAGGUCGAGGAAUUCAGAGGCGAGUAUGCGGAUGUUGCCCGCGCGCAGGCCUUGUUCAUGGACAGGCUGAGGGAGGAGCAGGCCAAGAACAACAUCACUCGCAAUGUUGAUGGAUUGCCAAUUCCCCCUCCCGCCCAACACGAGCGCCGUCGAUCGAGUCUGGCACAUAUUCUCGGCAUGGACAAACCCUUGCUCGCCUUCUAAGAAACCGCUCGAUUGAAGAGUCAUAUUUAAUAGUCAUCUCACAAACAUCAUUUGAACUACCAUAUACCUGUACCAUUAUCUCUGCAAGCAAAAUAAUAAACACAUUUAUGCAUAUCAAUGCGACAUUUGUUACAAUCAGAAAGUGUCUGUCAUCAUCUUUUUUUUUUAUUGUGCGGUGUAUGCGAUGAAGAACUGUGAUAUGUC